Messenger RNA from Sclerotinia sclerotiorum 1980 UF-70, 5199 nucleotides. RefSeq lists its product as hypothetical. The coding region runs from base 1 to 5199 and encodes 1732 amino acids. Gene Ontology annotation, biological process: microtubule cytoskeleton organization; dynein-driven meiotic oscillatory nuclear movement; establishment of mitochondrion localization. The transcript has 3 exons. The record is from RefSeq and is a predicted model, not a curated record. Gene Ontology annotation, cellular component: cell cortex; mitochondrion. Gene Ontology annotation, molecular function: phospholipid binding; tubulin binding. Lineage: Eukaryota; Fungi; Ascomycota; Leotiomycetes; Helotiales; Sclerotiniaceae.
AUGUCAACCUCUUUGGCCAUGGAUCACCCGUCAAUCCUGUCCGACGCUGGAGACAGUAGCAGCAGCAGCAAUGAUCCAUUCUUGUCCCCUCCAUCUGUUUUGAGCGGCCACCGAUUCUCUCAUUUCGAUAAACAACUAUUUGCGCUCGGCCCCUCAACAUCUCCAGAACAAGCAAAACGGGCACUAGAAGCACAUCUUGCGGAGACGGAACGAAGAAUUCAGGAGGCUUCGAACCUCGGUACAACCCUUCUACAACAGAGGAAGGAUUUGGGCGAGCGGCUGAAGGAAGUUGAGAAACAACAGAGUGAAGGAGAUAUAACGCCUGAAUUGCGACAGAAACUGGUUGAUAUUGAGAAGGAAUACAAUGAAGUUGGGAGGGAGACAGCGAGAGCUUUCCUGCCAAAGUCGAGAGUGCCUAGCAGCGAGAUGGGGGCGUCACCUUUUACUGAUAAGCGUUCCGCAAGCCCAUCCAAAUUCGAAAGUCAAACUACGGCUACCGCUUCCCCAUCCAAAUUUAACGUUCCCAAUCGAAAGCAGCGAAAUCAACCUGCAAAUAGGGUACAUGAUAUCGAAUUUGCGACGGAAAUUAGCACCUCCUUGUUAGCACAAGUACGGCAUCUACAAGCACUCUUGGCGGAGAAGGAGGAAACACUCAAGACUGUUGCGCUCGAAAAGUCGAGGUUGGAAAUAGAGGCUGAAGGUUUUACUCAGCGAUUGAGGAGUCUUGAUGAAAGUGAAAAUAGGUAUAAGGACGAGAAUUGGAACCUAGAGACUCAAAUCCAUGAACAUUUGGCCGCGCAGAAAGAAGCCUCAGAACGUGAAAAGAGGUUGAUGCAGAGUCUAAGUCUUUUACAAGCCGAGAAAGGUGCUGCGCAAAAGGAACUGGAUGAGAUUAAGUUAAACCAUGCGAAGCUCCAAGAUCAACACACAUCCGAAGUAAAGCAUCUCGAUGUGGACUUAGGAACGGCUAAGCGAAGCAUGACGAUCUUAGAAACCGAAAAGAUGGCGCUUCAGAAGAAGGUUGAAGAGUUGAUGGGCCAAAAUCAAGAGCUUGCGCAAGCAGUUGCCCACCACCGAGCACGAAUCGAAGAGCGUGAAGCAUCCCAGGGUAGUGGCGAGGAAGAGCCUCAGUCAACAACUGACAACAAUACUCCUGAACAUUCUCCACCUCCGUCACCAGUUAAAAUGACCCCUAGACAUAGCAUGCUUGAAUCGGAAACCUUGAAGAGCUCUCUUCAUCACGCCCACAGAAUGAUCCAAAACUUGAAGGGCAAUAUUCACCGCGAGAAGACCGAAAAGUUAGAGCUAAAGCGCAUGCUGCAGGAGGCUAGAGAUGAGAUCGAGGUUGCACGUCGCGGUGAACCACAAGUAGACUCACCCGGACCGAGGAGAGCCCGAAAGACUGCCCCUAUUCAGGCCAAAAAGCCUUUCAAGGUGGGUCAACUUGGUGGUAUUAGGAACAGCAGGAGCGAAGUCUUGAUUGAGGAGGAUCAAGAAGAUCACUUUGAGGACAUUAACUGGGAGGAUGAUCAUGAACAACCGAGCCCCAGCCGUGGUUCCCGUUCUCUAGGCACCGCCUCUGGUGCCGCUCUUGCAGCCUCGAUGGCAGCUGGCGUUGCUAAAUCUUCACAUAGCGUUUUCGGUAGUUCCACUGACCAAAGUGAUGCAUUCGAGACGGCAAAUGAGCGUUCCACGGAGACGGAAGAUUUUCAGACUGGUGUAGAAGAUAUGGCUGGCUCGGAUGAUACGGACACGGAAACAGAGAAAGCCGCUACUAUUCGCGCAAAGGCUUCACGUCAAUCCAUGGCUUUGUCGAAGGCUGGCAAUCGUGAUUCUUUCCUGAGUACUGCUUCAACAUCCGAGGAUGAGUAUAUGUAUGAAGAUGCGAAAACACCGGGUACUCAUCCACAACGACUACGGCUCAAAGUCAGUCGUAAUGGCAACCGACGUUCACGCGUUGCUAAUGAGGAUACUGAAGGAGAAAGCCCAAUUGAUUUUGCCGAUAGUAGCAAGCAUACUCCUCAACCAGCCAGACAAAGCUUGUUUGCAGAAUUGGGCGACUUGGGAAGUGAUGAUGAAUCCGUUGCUUCGGGUCCUCCUAGUCGCUAUGCAUCAAGAGGCAAUACUCCACAGUCAUCAAGGCCAAGUACGGCCAGGAAUGUUCCUGCUUCAGUCAUACCGCCGUUGCCAAGAAUACCAAUGAUCGAUUCUGCUAUGAUGACUGAACCUUGGGAGCCUGAGUCUCGUGCGCCAACGACAACUGUUCCAUUAUUGUCAGGCCUGGCUGGUGCUACACUUGGUGCUGCUAGUGGUGUUGCCGCUGCCUUAGGCUUCAAAGCAGAGCAUGAUCGAGCUGUGUCACCAACUCCUGGAUCUGAAGCUCAACCACAAGCUCCUCUAUCCGCAGUCAAUGCUAUAAACAGUGAUUCUCUGAUGGAGGAAAGCCAGCCAAUAGUUUCACUUUCACAUAGUGAGCCCCAGGCAUUUGGCAUUGCACCGGAAACUGAGGCAACCAGGUCUAUUUCAAGACAGGAAGCUGACCCCGUUUCUUUACAAUAUUCCGGUAGACCUGCAAUGUCUGAAGCCGCUAGCCAAUGGCACGAAGAGCAAAUGAAGCAGCAAAUGGAGGGCUUAUUAAAGGUUCAACCGCAGCAUGAUUUAACGCGACCAGUGUCUACAACAUACAGUGACAUGAGUUCACAAUAUGAUAGUGAACUCAUUGAUGAGAAAUUGGAAAAAUUUCCAUCGCCCCCGGUCUCGCAGACUAAUACACCAAUGACAAGUCUGGCGGUGGUGGAAGGAGCAGCUCCAGAUGUUCCAUUGACAAUGUCCACAAUUCGAUCUGAACAUAUCGAAGCCGAACCAGUCUCAGAAGUUGAGCCAACACCAGCUGCUCCACUAACAUUGUCUACAAUUAAUUCCGAGCAAAUCGAGCAAGUUGAUGCCGAUCCAGCCCCAAUUGAGCCAUUAACGAUGUCUACCAUCCGUUCUGAACACGUUGAGCCAAUUGUUGAGGAAGUCCGCUCAGAACCAUCUGUUCUGCCAGCUAUCCUACCGUCCACUCCACAACGCUCAUCAAGACCUGAUUACUUUUCUGUGUCUCCAGGCUUAGGCUUCUCUGCCAUUAAAUCGGUGGAUACAGAACCUAUUGCGCCUUCUACACCGAGAAGUCCAAAAAGAGAUGGUGUUUUGCUCUCUAGAUUCCCAGCUUCGGAAAGUAAAUCUGUGAACGAGGAUGGAUUAGAGGCCAAAUCCCCAGUUGCAGAGAGUAUAUCCCUGGAGGAAGGGAAACCAGAGGGGUCUAAGUCAAAAGAAGAGCCUCAUACACCAAAGGCUGGCUUUAUCAGCUCCGUCUUCGGUGGUUGGAAUAGAAAGCAAACACAUGCGCCAAUUAUUGCUGAAGACGAAACGAGUCAAUCACAAAUUCAAUCACCAGUGGUAGAGACACCAGAGUCUCAACGACCAUUUAAGGUAAUAUCAGGUAACACUACUGAACGAUCUCCUAAGAAGCCGCGUGUCGAGAUGGCAGAUGAAAGUUCCCAAACCGCUUUGACUGCAGAACAAAUUGAUGAUAUGCUCAACAAAAGCAAGAGACAGGAAGCCAUCACCGCUCAGGACGGACCUAAAUCUGUCCUUCCUUCCUCACCACUUUUGACCAAUAUCCCACCAGCUCUUAAGACCCGCAAGUCACAAGAAAGUAUCGGUAGUGUUGGUCGUCCAAAGUCGAAGGGUCUCGACAUUGAAUCUCCCGUGGAUAUUAUCACUGGAAGGAGACCCACAAGCUCUGGAAGUGGUAGAAAUGCAUCCAUCUCAACCAUUCAUCCACCUCUACCAUCAGAUCAUAAGCAAGUUAUUGCUGCUGCGGCUCAACGCACAGGUUCUGCAGGUGGAUCUGGUGAUCAUAGACAUCUUACUACCCUUGCCGAGGACCAACAACAGCAGCCACAGCCACAGCCACAACGCACAGGUUCAUCCACUAGCGCUGGGACAGGUACUAUGGGCCCUCCACCAAUACCAUCUACCAACAAAAAUCGACCUAAGACCCCAAGCUCUCAGACUCAUGGGUCUUCGAAGGUAAUCUCAACUUCAAAAUACAGAAAUCCAUCAACUGAGCGUGAUGUAAACUCCCCGAGUGGCACUGGACGGUCAAGACAUUCCUCAGUAUCUUCAUUCGCAUCUGAGGUUGAUACUCGCUUCAAUCUGCGCGCUGGAGUUCCAAUGCCAGAAGGUGUAGAACCAAAUACUGAUCCAAGAAUGAUUAAUGCUAUCACUCAAACUAUGAUUGGUGAAUAUCUUUGGAAAUACACUCGCAAAGCCGGCCGUGGCGGAAUGUCAGAAAAUCGUCAUCGACGUUAUUUCUGGGUUCACCCGUACACGAGAACGUUGUAUUGGAGUGAUAGAGAUCCUUCAACUGCCGGCCGUUCGGAGCUAAAGGCAAAGAGUGUCGCUAUUGAAGCUGUUCGAGUUGUAACUGAUGAUAAUCCCAUGCCACCUGGAUUACAUCGCAAGAGCUUGGUUAUCUUGACACCUGGUCGAACUGUUCAAUUUACUGCUAGCACAGGACAACGUCAUGAAACCUGGUUCAAUGCUUUGUCCUACUUACUUCUGCGUACAGGAGAGGAUGCUGUUACCGAUACUGUUGAAGUUUCCGGUGCGCUGACAAGCGAGGAUGUUAAUGAAUUCAAUCCAGGAUAUGGUCACGCACAUCUUGGUAGCAGACGAGCGCCUCCAUCUCUUUCAUCAUACAAUAGCCGAACUACUCGUAACGACUCACCGAUAAGCAAGGAUAGAAGAUACUCUACCAUGCAUCCGCGUUUAAGCUCAAGGCCGUCAAGGCCAUCAUUAGGUUCGGCUACUUUCUCUCGACUUAGCAGUUACCUCUUGCCUGGCGAUGGAAACAGAUCUUUCUCUGUUAGACGAAGCCGAAGUGUCAAUGGAGCUAAAAGCAUUUACGAAGCUAGUGAGGUCCAAGAUAGUGCUGAGGAUUUGAGAGAGCAAAUCGAAAGACAAGACCGAGAAUCGGAUAGACUAGAGAAUGUGCGAGCAUGCUGCGAUGGAAAACAUGAUGUCGGGCAUCUCCAUCAUGAAACUCCAAAGGGCCGCCAAACGAUGAGUGUAGCAUCAGGAUCUUAUCGACAGACACAUCGUGCUUCAAGCCGAACCAGUCAGAGACCCAGCGAGCCAAGUCAACAGACAUAA